Messenger RNA from Colossoma macropomum (tambaqui), 4965 nucleotides. RefSeq lists its product as uncharacterized. The transcript is spliced from 3 exons. Lineage: Eukaryota; Metazoa; Chordata; Actinopteri; Characiformes; Serrasalmidae. The record is from RefSeq and is a predicted model, not a curated record. Bases 1 to 3783 code for a protein of 1260 amino acids.
AUGGAGACUCUCACUCUCGGUGAGCUUGCGGCUCCAUUGAAGCAGAAACAGCAGCCCACGAUCUCAGAGGUGGAGUCCGAGUCCAACUAUGCGGACCUCGGGGAAACCAACACGGCACUCUCCGCUGGCACGCGGACGAACGGCACCAAAACUGUGAAGGUCACGUUCACAGGGGAGGGGAACCAGCUGGCCGUGUUCCGAUGGAGGGACACUGGAGACACAAAAGAUUCUUCCUCUUCGGUCAAAACUGGGAGUUCAGUGGGCGAAGAAGAGCAGGAGGAGUUGAGCUACACGGAAAUGCGCCUAGGCAGUCACCGUCAAUCGGAGGACGAGAAUGCUACGCCAACAGCAGAUGCAGAAUCGCACUACAUUACGACUCACGAGAUCCAGCUGACGGAGCUUGACCAUGAUGCCGACUGCGACUUUAGUCACGGAUCACGCUGGGAUUAUGAUGACGACAACCUUGUGUACUCAUUUGUGGAUUAUGCAUCAUUCGAGAGUGUUAAUGCGGAUGGAAUAAGGGCCAAAAGCAGCCAACGGAUGGAUGGACAAAGUUCCCGGCCACCCAAACUGGCGGCUACAGGGGCACCAGUUAGCACCGAAAGUGAGCCAUGCGAAUCGGACAAAGGCACGAGUUCGGACGAGAGUCCCUGCAAGAUGCAAGAUGACAGGCUGUGUUCCACUGGACAGGUUCACAUGGCUGUUAAAGCUUGCCCACCUGUUAGUGGUCAAGAAGAAGAUACCCACUACCAAACAGUACGAAACUCCACUGGAGUUUUCGUAAACUCUGUCAGCAAGGAUGAGGCACUUCGGGAGCAUGGCCGCUGUUUCAUCCCAGCGCCAGGUCGCCAGCACCUUGCCAGUAAGUUGAGGGGUAAGGACGUGAACGAGUAUUCAAGUGGUGCAUCUAGUUCCGUUAGUGAGCUGGAUGAUGCAGACAAAGAAGUACGCAACCUAACAGCCAAGUCAUUCCGUAGUCUGGCAUGCCCCUACUUUGAUGCCAUCAACCUGAGGACAUCCAGUGAGUCCUCUGUCUCUGAGCAUGGGCUGAGCUUCAACAGGUGGUCCACCUUUGUUGACUGGAAUUAUGGCGGCAUAGGCCGUGAACGUGGCACACUAGAGGCUACCAAGCUUGCGGAGAACAAAAACAGUAAUGUGGUCACUGACAUGUCUCAGAAUGGAUCUUCUGAGUCAGCUAGGAAAAUAGAACUGCGGAGCAACUUUCGGUCUGAGAAAGACGAGGCCAAGGAUGUCAACCCAACUGAGAUGAUGAAUGUCAGUUGCAACGUGGAAGCAGGUUUGGUCACAAAAAGCUCACACAGUGCUAUGGGGUCAUGUGCCACAGCCAAUGUUGCCAUCACCAAUCCAGCCAGGUCAGGAAAUGAGGCAGCAAGCCAGCCAUCUGAGGUGGAAGAUGGUAUAGAGAACACAUACAAAAAAGCAAUUUUUGCCUCAAGUCUCUUGAAAAAUGUCAUCUCCAAGAAAAUGCAGUUUGAACAAGAGUGUAUGGAGAGGGUCCAAAUGCAACAUGUCUCGCCGUGCCCUCUGGAUCAGGAAACGGACUCUCACAGGAACAGCACAGGCACCAAAGACUUACAGAGGCAGACGUCAGAAGCAGGGUCCAGACUGUCUGUUGUCUCCCUGGAGGAGCUUGGAGACAUAAUGGACAGUGUUUCCCACCUUUCUGAAGAAGAGGCACAGGACAGUUCACAUGCUGCCACUGCAGAAGUCAAUGUCGAGUCACCCAACAAAGUAGCAGUCACGUCUAAGGCAGACCCUUCUGAAAGCAAAAAGGGCCAAUUACCAUGCAGCCAAAAAAGUGCCUUCAAAACCUGGAAAGAUGGUGAGCAGGUGAUCUUCAAGACCCACCCUGGAAAUGACAGCAAACCUGUGAAGAUGACUGCGUCCACCUCAGAGCAAACGAUGGAAAAGAAGAGAGAAAAUGCUAAUGGUAAGACGACCAAGAUGUCCCACUUAUAUGUACCCAGCUCACAUCUCCUCCCUAAAGAGAGGAGUCCAGUAAAGCUUUCAGGAGAAGGAGUGCACAGAGAAACAAGUGCUACUUCAGACCGAAAUCAAGGCGGGAAAGCCCAGGAGAUCACAAUUCGCUUGCACAGCACAAAAGAAAACAACAGCAACCCAUUCAGCAUAGCCAGCCUCCUGACCCCUAACAUCGGAAGCAAACCCGGUAAGAGCCAUGUGCUCUCUGUGAGCGACAAAGCACCACACUUCAUGGUGAGGGAUGUCCGGGACAACAAAUGGAAGCUCCACACCCCCAUCCACCAGGUGCGAGAUGUGCGCAAGCUGGUGAAAAGCUCCUACAGGUUUGUGUCACUGGAGAACGUGGAGCAUAAAACAGAACCUUCUGCAUCACAUGAGGAGAGCCAAGUCAUGAAGAAAGAACCUGACAAAGCACAAUUCCCAAGUCCCAUGGUGAUCAAGUGCCAGUCUGUGAACACAAGUGGUGGCACACAACGAGGUGCAAAAGUGAGUGGUGAGAGCUUACGAGAAACAGAGACGGGGAGAGAGAUCUCACAAUGCACCAGAAAUGACAGCAUGCGUCGGGUACCAUGCACGAAACAGCCUGACCCAAAAUCGGUCAAACAGAAAGUGGAGUGCAGGCUCACAAACCAGGCAGCUCUCGAGAAGCUGAAGGCAGCUGUGAAAACGAUGGAACAGCUCUACGUCUUUGACAGGAAUGAGUGGAAGCGCAAAACAGAGGCGCCCCAGGUGGUAACAGACAGUCACGUACUCUCCCUCAUCGCCAGUGAGGAACACAGGCUGGCAGGAAAAACGGACCCUGAAGACGAACAGAGGAAAUUCACAAACAUUGAGUCUCACGCCGAGAGGAUAUGCAUGAAACCAGUUGUGCAAAUGGACACACCUAAAACCUUCACCACUAAGCCCGACUCAUAUGAUAAUAGGUGUUUGUUGGGUCCAGGAAGUAGUCUAGGCAGUAAAACUGCUGUUAGCGCACAGCAGGACAGACAGUGUUCCACCAGUGGGAAGUCCAGCUCCACUAAGGGACCCUUGUGUCUGAAGAUUUCUCCAUCGAAAGCUAAGCUAGAAGAAAGAGGGAUGACCAGCACGACUAAUUCAGAGACUCUUGCUAAACCUCAGCACUCGCAUCCCGCACUCUCUGAUUCUGAAAACUAUCUGAGCAUCCCUGUUAAAUCUUGCCCCACUGAGCACAACCUUGCUCCCCAACCCCGUCCCUCGCAAUCCCACCCACCCCUGCAGCGCUCCCCGGUCGUCACAGACUCUUGGUCUCCUGAGAGCCCGACAGCAACAAUGGUGUAUCACCACACAGUUCACCCCCAACUUCUAUGCAUUACACCCCCCAUGGAUGCCCCUCUCCCAAGCACUCAGCGCAAGCUGCUGCUGGACCCCACCACUGGUCAGUGCUACCUGGUAGACACCCCCAUCCCCCUGCAGCCAGCCACUCAGAGACUCUAUUACCCUGAAAGUGGCCGAUAUCUGGACGUACCACUGUCCGUCACCCCUGGACCCAUCUCACCCAUCACCCUUAGUCCAGCCUAUGCCCCCCCACCCUACUUCAUCUACCCACCAACCUUGCUACCACCCCAUUUACACGCCCAGUCGUCUGCAUGUUCAGAGGGUGACAGUGUGGGAUCUGCACCAGGCCUGUACCUCGCCCCACCAGGAGUAGCAACAUCCAGCACUAAGCCAGUCAUUAGCAUCACAUCACAACAAGGGCCCCGAAUUAUCGCCCCUCCUUCAUUUGAUGGGACGACCAUGAGCUUUGUCGUGGAGCACAGAUAACUGAGGGUUUGGAGGAAUGUGUGUGUGUGUGUGUGUGGGUGGGUGUGUGUGUGUGUGUGUGUGUGUGUGUGUGUGUGUGUGUAUGUGUGUCUCCUGUUCUCACCCCUCCACCUCGGCCGAACACGCUCCCACAGUUACAGGAAAUCAUCUGCGUCACUUCCUGUGCUCGGGCUUCCUGUGCGCUCUGCGGUUUUCCGUAGCUCUGCGCAGCAAAGGAUGGUUCAAAGGCUUUCAUGGCAGCGUUCAGGUGUUUAUGUGCGCGAGUGAAGGAACGACUGCUCUGCCUCUGUGAAGCUGAACAGCUCUUUACAACGUCGUCGCCUGUUAAUGGGCACUACAGUAAAAAGUCAAACACUGAAUUUCAAAACUGAAACUUUUUUCUUUUUUUUUUCUAGAUAUUCUGUGUAUUAAACCACUGCAAUCAUUUGAAACCCUUUCUGUUUUCAUUUCCCUUGUUAGUCCAGAUUAGCUGUGUUAGCCUAGCCUGUUUGCCGUAGCUUUGUUGUUGUUCUUUUUUUUUGGGGUUCUUUUUAUGUGAACAUACAUUAAAGGUAUAUGGAGCUGCAGGCCAGUCUGUUUACCUGUUUGUAAAGAGUAUUUCAUUUCUGCCACUUUAUGAGAAAAUAGCAAUGUGGAGAGAAGAUUCGUUGGGCAUAUAAUGCGAGAUGUUAGCAACACAAACCUGGUGGGUUUUCAAGCUUUGUCUUCCAAAGCCUGGAAAUGUUUGGUUGUCAUGGUGCUGCGUUCGACUUAACUUGGAAGUUGGAGUUUGGAAUUAAGUCAUUUUUGAGCUACAAAGUGAAAAAACCACAGACAGUUUCAUGAACGUGAGUGUUGUUAGCAACUAACUAGCUACCCUGCUGAAAACAAACAGCACCAUCCAGCAUGAAUUCUGUGCUGGUAUAAGCUGGUCUAUGCAGGUUUAUACUGGUUUAGCUGAUCACCCAGCAUGGUCAUGCUGGUUGACCAGCAUGCCAGCAUCCAAAACACAACAUAUGCUGGUCUAUGCUGGUUUUUCUAGCAGGGCAGCUAACAUUCUUGAUAUGAAUGGUUAGUAUUGUAUUUAUCUUCUUAAAACAGUGAUCAGUAUUAAAGAUUUAACCAACUACUGUGUUUGUAUGUUGAUUAAGCUAAAGCUAAUAUGACUAUAAUCUCAGUUAGAAGUAGAAAAGCGGUACCUUA